Messenger RNA from Trichophyton rubrum CBS 118892, 264 nucleotides. RefSeq lists its product as uncharacterized. The coding region runs from base 1 to 264 and encodes 87 amino acids. The transcript has 4 exons. Gene Ontology annotation, molecular function: 23S rRNA (adenine(1618)-N(6))-methyltransferase activity. The record is from RefSeq and is a predicted model, not a curated record. NCBI's taxonomy places the organism in Eukaryota, Fungi, Ascomycota, Eurotiomycetes, Onygenales, Arthrodermataceae. Gene Ontology annotation, biological process: rRNA base methylation. Gene Ontology annotation, cellular component: nucleus.
AUGGACUCUGCAGGGAACAUCUAUCGGCAUAAGGUCGAUUUCACGGCCCUGGCCCUGCAAGACCCGGCCUUUAAGGAGUUCUUGAGUGCAAAGGGACGGCUGGACUUCAGCAACCCGGAUGCUGUCAGGCAAUUGACCGUCAGCCUACUUCGCCGUGACUUUGGCUUGGACGUCGAGCUCCCUGAUGACCGGCUCUGUCCGCCGGUCCCUAAUCGGUGCGUUGUUGUGCUCUUUUGCUUUGAUGUUGAUGUUUAUGGAGCCUGA